ACCGGUGAAAAACGAUCUGCAAAACAUAAGCCGAUUCUGAGGCACCGACUGUUAAAUAUUACCGACCGGCAGUCCUGUAGAUUUCAACUCUUGUGGUAAAAUAGAAGGAAAUUGUUCACAUCAAACUAAACGAAAUGAGUGAGCAAAAUCUGACAGUUUCAUGUUCGGAAGGUUCACUGGGGAAUUUACACCUGCAAUUGACAUUUCUGUUGGUUUUAAAUAUUUUCCUCGCCAUUGUAACCAUCUUGGGGAACAAGCUGAUUCUUGUUGCUCUACACCAUGAGUCUUCCCUUCAUCCGCCGUCCAAACUCUUGCUUCGUGGUCUGGCCACCACUGAUCUUUGCGUCGGACUAAUCUCCCAGCCUGUUUGUGUUGCCUUUUGGGUCUCAAUUGUAGUCAAAAACUGGACCAUUUGUCGAUACUCGAGAAUGUUGCGUUUUAUCCUGGGUUACCUUCUAGGUUCUGUGUCUUUGCUGACGUUGACUGCAAUCAGUGUUGAUCGACUACUCGCCUUGUUAUUAAGGUUGCGAUACAGACAGGUUGUAACCUUAAAGCGAAUAUACUUGAUUUUAGCUGUCAUUUGGGUAAUUUCAACUUUCGCUGCGGUAAUCUCACUUUGGAACGACCUUAUCACAACAUGGUAUGGCUACAUUGGAAUAUCACUGUGUUUAGCUAUCUCAUCAUUUUCCUACUCAAUCAUCUUCUGGAAACUCCGCCAACAUCAAACUCAACCGCGUAUACAGACAAAUGCGGAAACAAGUCAACUGAACGUCACGCGAUAUAAAAGGGCAGUCGCUAGUGCGUUGUGGCUGCAGUUGGCUUUAAUAACUUGCUAUCUACCAUAUGAAAUUACCGAUAUUAUAUACAAUCUGAAAGAUCUCACCCCAUCAGUUUUUCUCGCUGCUCAAUGUGGAAUCAUUUUAAUCUACUUGAAUUCAGCACUGAAUCCCAUUCUUUAUUGCUGGAAGAUCGCUGAGGUGAGACAAGCAGUGAAGGACACGUUAAGAAAAUGGUGCUGCUAAUUUGCUAUUUCAAAAUUUCAUAUGAAAACCAGUUCUGCAAUCUUACGCAUCAAUUUCAGCAAAUGUUUUCACCGCUGGAGGCGACUUCGAAGAGAGGAAGGACGCGGAAAGGCUAUGGUCAGUCGAGCUAUUUGUAUUGAAGUGGCUCACUUCAUGAAAAUGGAUUCAUUUAUGCUGCUCCAGGGUCUUUUAAAAAUCGCCGGAAGUGGGCCGAUGAAAACACUUCCGGUGACUAAGGAACUAGCCAAACUAUUUCUGCAGGGGCACAAAACGAGCCUAAUAACGCCAAGAGAUGGAUGACGAUCAAAUAAGGGUUUGACUGUUGAAGCCUGCCAUCUCUGAUUAGAUUAGGAACUCUGCUUCAACUUGCAGCCUUUGGUUUGAAGGGUUUCAGAUAUUUUCAAGAUGUGCUUAACAUUUUGGCAACAUUCAUUAGAGAUCAGGGUCACAGAUUUCCGGGGGAAGAAUGGCUGAGCUUCUCGUUGUGAAAGGCGGAGUCGUUCAACAAUAAUUACCUUCUUAUGGCAGAUAACUUAAGAGAAACGUACUCUUGCUUCCUUUAUCUUAUCGUUUGGUAUUUGAAAGAUUUUAUAAGACUAAACCAUUUUCGUUCAUGAUUUAAAAUUAUUGUGCAAUUCGACAGACUUUAUCUUUGGGUUACUUCAUAAUUUAACUCGUCAUCUCCUGCAGAUUCGUGGCUUUAAUUCAAAAGUCUGCUAACACUUUGGAGUAUGACGCGUGAAUUGAUGCCUGUAAAAUCAUUGCAUCAAAAUGUCAACAUCAC
This is a messenger RNA of Pocillopora verrucosa, 1806 nucleotides long. RefSeq names its product adenosine receptor A3-like. Gene Ontology annotation, biological process: G protein-coupled receptor signaling pathway. The record is from RefSeq and is a predicted model, not a curated record. NCBI's taxonomy places the organism in Eukaryota, Metazoa, Cnidaria, Anthozoa, Scleractinia, Pocilloporidae. Gene Ontology annotation, cellular component: plasma membrane. Gene Ontology annotation, molecular function: G protein-coupled receptor activity.